AUGGCCACGGGCACCGACCUGUACGAGACCCUGGAGCUGAGCUACGGGCCCCCCCGGGCCCGAGGGGAGACCCCUGCCCCGCGGGGGUGCCCCCUGUGCCCCUGGGCGCUGGGCACGGCGGUGCUGCUGGUGCUGGGGGCUGCGCUGGCAGCGCUGGGCACCCUCUACGUGCAGGGGCGGGCGGAGCUGCGGGCGGUGCGGGCAGAGCUGGCAGCGACCGCGGACCUCCUGAUGCCCGACCCCGACGGUCCCCGGAGCCCAGGAGAGACCCCGGCGGCGGCACGGAGGCGGCAGGACCAGCUCGGGCGGUGGCUGCAGGGGCUGGCACUGGGCUGGCACUACCACGCCGGGAAGAUUUACCUGUUCUCAGCGGAGGGCCGGCCCUGGGCAGCGGCCGAGGCCUCGUGUGUGGCCACUCACGCCCACCUGGCAUCGGUCACCAACCCCGAGGAGCAGGCGUACCUGGCCCGCCAGUCCCGGGGUGGCACUUACUGGAUCGGGCUGUCGGCCACGGGCCCGGGGGCUCCUGGCGCUGGGUGGACGGGACCCCCUACUCGCCCUCCAACAGUUUCUGGGCCGUGGGGCAGCCGGACAACACCGACCACGGGCACUGGGGGGCCGAGGGCUGUGCCCAGAUCCACCCGGUGGGCAACGGGCUCUGGAACGACCACAACUGCAACUUCAGCUUCCCCUGGAUCUGCGAGAGGGAGCUGCGGGCGCCCUGAGCCCGUGGGGCUGGGGGGGCAAGGCUGGGACACAAACCCCGUGUCUGAGCUGCGGGAGUGA
Messenger RNA from Myiozetetes cayanensis, 786 nucleotides. RefSeq names its product C-type lectin domain family 4 member F-like. Bases 1 to 786 code for a protein of 261 amino acids. The transcript has 7 exons. The record is from RefSeq and is a predicted model, not a curated record. Lineage: Eukaryota; Metazoa; Chordata; Aves; Passeriformes; Tyrannidae.